Durotheca rogersii is the source of this 892-nucleotide messenger RNA. RefSeq lists its product as uncharacterized. Lineage: Eukaryota; Fungi; Ascomycota; Sordariomycetes; Xylariales; Xylariaceae. Bases 470 to 694 code for a protein of 74 amino acids. The transcript is spliced from 5 exons. The record is from RefSeq and is a predicted model, not a curated record.
CUUUGUCUGCCUGUUUAUCAGUACGGUCACAGUGACGCAACGGUGGCAGCGAUGUGACGCCAAGGCUGACGACGUCAACCCUAUCCAGCUCCAGGGCAACUUCAACUUCGACGCCAAACCCGACCAUCGUGGUUUUGACGUCCAGAUCAUCAGGGGUCGUCACGGCUAUCAUGGCUACGGCGGGCCACCUGGCUUACGUACAUGCUUACCUUGUGCACCGUCACCCUCAAGCAAUGCAGUAGCGGAUCUCCCUCUCUGGCUUUGGCAGAAAUGGCCACGAGACCCUGGAGAGGGCCCUUGAGAUCAGCAUGACGGCGAGCAGCCUUACCUUAGCCUUUGAUCGUGACCUCACGAUGGCCUCUCCUUUCUCGUCUCUUCGUUUGCGCCAUCCUACCCAUCCAGCGCCCCCACGGGUAGGACUCGCCCAGAGACAUACAGACAGCCAGACCAUACAGAACACCUUCAGAUCAUGUACCAGCCGGGGCAGAUAGUCUGGUACCGGAAGCCCGCCGGAGGCCGGGACGCAAGCACCUCCAAGAGCACGGGCCGGAUCAUCAGCCUGCUCGCCGAGCCGGGCGCCCAGGCGGGUCGCCGCAUGGGGGCCGGCGCGGAGCAGCCGCGCUACGAGAUCCGGAACGAGCGCACGGGCAGGCUGGCCACCGUGCCGGAGAAGAACGUCAUCGGCACGGCCUAGCCGCGCCACGGCAAGCGUCCCUUUGCGACGCUGUCUUGGCCCCCCGCCCCCGCCCCGGAACCGCGCUGUCUCGGUAAAGAAUUGCGUGCCGAGGCUGGCUGGCGUCGUGCAGAGUGAGGGAGAAUGUUCAGAGAUACGUGUACGUUUAGUUGGGCCGGCACGCCUAGAUAUAUAUAUAUAUACCUAGAUACUCGCUGA